AUGAGUUCACCAAAUCACCGCUCCAGCCCGGUCCGCCGGCCCUCACUGCUCUCUCUCGACGACAACCAUCACCACUAUCCACUGGCCACUCGAACCGGUACUCUCGCCUCACUCAUCCGCAGCCGCUCUCAACAAAGCUUGGCCGGCUCUUGGCCUCCUCCACUCCAUCGUCAUGGCACCGACGACGAGGAAGCUGGCCUGUGGAUGCGUCACGACGAAGACGAUGCCAUCGAGCGCCUCCUCAAGGAUGAGAAUCGCUUGAGUCAGAUUCUCAAGGGUCCAUUGGCUCGAAGUAUGAACCUGAUUGGUAAAAGCAACCCUCGAUAUCGAUGGGAGCGCUACUGGAAACAUGACGACGAGUUGCAGGCCAUGAAGAAACCCAUACGAGAAUAUUAUGAGCGGACAAAUGAGCUCAUUGAACAAUACAUGUACAUUGACUGUCUACUGGAUUCUUCAAUUCCACACGAUUUGCUCAAUGAGUACAACGCCGAACUUGAAGCCUCUGCUUUCAAGCCCAUUGAUGUCCCCGCCACUAUUACCGAGGAGCCGGGCACAUCUCAGUCCCUCUCCGCGUCCCUAUCAGCAUCUCUUACCGCUUCAAUGGAGCAGCACGCGCAAACCACUGGCUCGUAUGGCACAGUCAACGGUAACGCCAACAGCUCCCCUGUCGAUGAAUUCUCCAAGCAGGUUGCGUUGCCACAAAAACGGACACCAAAGGACAUCUUCCGGUCCUCGGAAAACUUGCCUCUGUUAAAACAUUCCCAUGACGAUAGCGAGGAGGAGGAUCACACGGCACGCCCCGCUCUUCCAUCCAGCUCGAGCGACUCUGGCCCGCGGCCAAAUCUACCUUGGCUUGAAGAUGCUGAAAUCGACAGCGAUGAUCCAAUUGUCACCCUUGCCAUCUGGGUGAACAUGAUUGCCAACAUUAUUCUACUCGUUGGAAAAGUCGCCGUAAUCGUAUCUGUGCCCUCUAUGUCCGUUCUGGCUAGUUUGGUCGACGCAGUUCUCGAUUUUCUUAGUACCGCUAUUGUGUGGACUACCACGCGGUUGAUCUCGGCUGGUCAACAGGAUCAGCAUCACUAUCCCGUGGGACGUCGUCGAUUGGAACCUGUGGGAGUUUUAGUCUUCUCCGUCAUCAUGGUCACAUCCUUUGUCCAAGUUGGCCUAGAAUGUAUCCAACGUCUUGCAAGACCCGAACAUGAGAUUCUCCAACUCGGUCUCCCCGCCAUCAUCAUCAUGUUCAGCACUAUUGUCGUCAAGGGCGGAUGCUGGGUUUGGUGCAGACUAGUUAAAAAUUCUAGCGUUCGAGCCUUAGCCGAUGACGCCAAAACCGACGUCAUUUUCAACGUUGGCUCAAUCUUCUUCCCCAUCGUCGGCUUCUAUGGCCGAAUAUGGUGGCUCGACGCUGCUGGCGGUCUCCUUCUCUCUCUCGUCGUCAUCCUCACAUGGAGUCAAACAUCCGCUCAUCACGUCCGUAACCUCACUGGUUUCUCGGCCCAGCCCGACGAGCGUAACCUCCUUCUCUAUCUCACCAUGCGCUUUGCAACCGCUAUCCGACAGAUUCAGAACCUGCGCGCCUACCAUGCCGGCGACAAAUUGUUUGUAGAAGUGGACAUUGUCUUGUCGGCUGUUACGCCGCUCAAGGAUAGCCACGACCUGAGUGAAGUGCUGACGUAUUUCUUGGAGUCGGUGCCCAUUGUGGAUAGGGCAUUUGUGCAUGUGGAUUACACAAGUUAUAAUGCUCCGACGCACAUGCUCAAGCAAAGUUCUGCAUGA
This is a messenger RNA of Metarhizium acridum CQMa 102, 1776 nucleotides long. The record is from RefSeq and is a predicted model, not a curated record. NCBI's taxonomy places the organism in Eukaryota, Fungi, Ascomycota, Sordariomycetes, Hypocreales, Clavicipitaceae.